AUGAAACUUAGAUAUGGUUUGGAAAGUCCUUGGUUUUUUACGGUUGUUUAUGGCUCCCCACAAAUUGGGUUGAGAACUAGUCUAUGGGAAGGUCUGAAAAGUAUUGCUGAUAAUUUGACUAGUGAGUGGUGUGUAGGAGGGGACUUUAAUUGUGUCUUAUCUGCUACCGAUACAGGGGGUAACUCUGGUCUCUCUAGAGACCAUGAUCGUUUUGCGGAUUGCCUGUUAGAGUGUGGGUUGCAGGACCUGGGCUUUAAAGGUCAGCCGUUUACCUGGCAAAAAGGAAUUAUUAGAAGACAGUUGGAUAGAUACGUAACUAAUGCAGCUUGGUCCCAACGCUUUAGUAGCGCCGUGGUAAAGCAUCUUCCCAAACUCAAAUCAAACCAUGUCCUAAUUUUUCUGGAGCUUUGGGUUGAUAGUACUGCUGCGUCCUCCUGUCGUCCCUUUCGAUUUUUGGCUUCAUGGUUGACUCAUGAGAACUUUAAUUCUAUGUUGAAGACAAACUCGAAGGAUGAAAUUUCUUUGGACCAAAAUGUGACUAAUUUUAUGGAAGCCGCAAAGGUUUGGAACAAGGAAGUUUUUGGUGAUAUUCAUCUGAAAAAGAAUAGAAUUUUGGCCAGAUUGAAUGGUAUCUCCUUGAAACUUGGUUUCGAAGUGAAUCCUUUUUUGGAGGAUCUCCAAACUGAGUUAUGGAAAGAACUGGAAGCAAUUUUUAUUCAAGAGGAGAUACUUUGGAAACAAUGUUCAAGAUGUAAGUGGAUAAAUUAUGGGGAUCGCAAUACCUCUUACUUCCACAAUUUGGCAACUGCUAGAAGACGGAGAAAUAGAGUGACAAUGCUUAAGAACCAACAUGGUGAGUGGAUAGAUGACACGUUUCAGCUUCAGCAAUUGGGCAUGAACCACUUUCUUUCACUUUAUGCUGAUGAUCAGCCAUAUGAGAAGUUAGUAGCUUCCGAUCUGUUCCCUACUUUGACGUCCGAAGAGGUUGGGCGCCUGGAUCGUAUGGUUGCAGUGGAAGAAAUCUCUGUGGCUAUCUUUUCUAUGGGAGCUUGGAAAGCCCCGGGACCAGACGGUCUUCCCCCUAUGUUUUACCAGAGCAACUGA
This is a messenger RNA of Arachis duranensis, 1104 nucleotides long. RefSeq lists its product as uncharacterized. The transcript has a single exon. Lineage: Eukaryota; Viridiplantae; Streptophyta; Magnoliopsida; Fabales; Fabaceae. Bases 1 to 1104 code for a protein of 367 amino acids. The record is from RefSeq and is a predicted model, not a curated record.